Molecule: messenger RNA, 210 nt
Organism: Guillardia theta CCMP2712
Lineage: Eukaryota; Cryptophyceae; Pyrenomonadales; Geminigeraceae
Exons: 1
Cellular component (GO): nucleoplasm; cytoplasm
Source: RefSeq, a predicted model, not a curated record
AACGCCCUAAAGGCACUUGAGACCCUGACGUACGAGAAAGGAUCGACCCAAGUCACCGAGGAUACCUGCGCUAUUUGCCAAGAUGAUUACGAGUGUGGCCAAGAACUCACGCGUCUCCCUUGCAAGCAUGACUUCCAUUCUGCUUGCGUUCUGCCCUGGCUGAAGAAAGUUAACACAUGCCCGUCAUGCCGCCAUGAGCUUGAAGCGGCA